Messenger RNA from Corythoichthys intestinalis (scribbled pipefish), 3568 nucleotides. It is a transcript of the gene krtcap3, whose product is annotated as keratinocyte associated protein 3. Lineage: Eukaryota; Metazoa; Chordata; Actinopteri; Syngnathiformes; Syngnathidae. The transcript has 6 exons. The coding region runs from base 157 to 819 and encodes 220 amino acids. The record is from RefSeq and is a predicted model, not a curated record.
GACUAUGGGCAGGUAAGCGUCAGGUGGGUUCUGUGACGUAUGCCGGAAGUGGGGACAGUGCUAACUGUGGGAAGCUGGUGUGAAAGUUUGCUCAGAAACAGGGAACCUCAGCAUUGUGUUUAUUAAACCUUAAAGCGAAACACCUGCCGAGCAGCUAUGUGUACUUUUGAUAAGGAAAAGGGCCCGAGGAGGUUGAUGCAAAAGGGCUUAGCGCUCAUCCUGGUGGGCCAUAUUAACUUCAUCCUUGGCGCCAUCGUCCACGGCAGUGUCCUGAGACACAUUUCCAAACCCAGCCAACAAAUCACCACUGAAUACACAGCAACUAACAUCAUAUCUGUCACUUCAGGCCUUCUGAGCAUCGCCACAGGAAUUAUUGCCAUUGUGGUGUCAAGGAACCUUCGCACACUUAAGCUGCACAUCGGACUUUUACUCGCCUCGUUCCUCAAUGCCCUGCUCUCAGCGGCAUGCUGUGUCGGCCUCUUGGUGGCCAUCGGGUUGACGGUCACUCACGAUGGUCAGGGCCUGAUGCGAGGGUGCAACGACACAGUUGUGCCUGCCAAUGCGCGCUCUCCUGUCAGCGCACAGUGCCCGUUUGACACCACGAGAAUUUAUGACACCACCCUGGCAAUAUGGUUCCCUAGUGCAGUGUUGGCAGCAGCAGAGAGUGGCCUGUCUGUAUGGUGCUUCAUCGUAGGACUGACUCUCCGGGGCCUGCUGGCCUGUGGGAAGACCUACUACAAACAGCAGUUAGAGGAGGAGGCAGAGAGCUCACCACACAGCGCACGCCUGAUAAGCCAAAACAUCAACCCUGAUGCCUGAUGUAACAAAAUGCUGGAAGUACAGCACUCCAUUAUUUCACAUCCCUAAAUCUGAAUAUAUAGAAAUAUUUUAUAGGAGUUGAUCGAUUCAUUUCAUUGAACUUGACCAAGUGUAAAUGCAUUCAUGUAUUGUCAACGUUUUGAUGCUCAGCCGUCAUGUAGUCACAUUAGGACUCUUUUUGCUUUUUAGUAAGUUUGGGUUUGCUAGUUAAUAACAUUCCAUCCAGAGUUUAAUGAAAGAACUUUUUUGUACAUUUUUUUAUAUCAAGUUGUAACAGGACUGAGCGAUGAUGUUUUUCAUGCAGUCUGAUCUUGAUUAUUUUCACAAUUUUUUAAAACUUGAUAUUUAUUGAUUUUUACCUGGCAGACUGACAGAACAUCCUUACUGAAUGUUUAAUAAACUAGAGUGUAGUUGAACUUACAAAAUAUGAAAUAAUUAUUAAACAACAUGAAAUUGCCAGGACUGAAUAACCUGAAAAUCCUUGUCGCAAACACCACUUCUCAAAGACAGUAUUCAAAAACGACAGACCUAUCAUUAAAUGAACAUAAAAAGUCAACUAUAAUCAACAAAAUACAAAGCAAAAUAAAUAUUUAAAAAAGUAUUGGACAGGAAGUCACUCAACAAUGCAAAGAAUGUAUAGAAGACACCCAUGACUCACAUGUUCAAACUGUUAUGCAGAUAUACAAGAUUUAAAAAAAUAAAUAGAAUGAAAGAAAGAAAAAAAUGAAGACACCCUGGAUUGUUGACAUUUUUCAACUGUUACUUUAAAAUGUGUAUCAUCUGCAAUAUCAAGUACUAACUGUCAUGUUGUGAACCUGCAAAAUACCAUGUAACCAGUGUGUCAAUUUUGAAUAAAACAAAAAAAAUUCAACAAGGAACAACUUUUUUUAUCUACUUACCCAUAGCUGAGUGCAGUUGGUCACCAAAACUUUGGCUGUAACCUUUGUGGUUGUGGCAUUGCUGCUCGAGAAACAUUUUCUGACAGGGAUUUUGUACAAAAAGACUUUUGAUUAAGUGCUUAAAUUACACUUAACUGAGUUUCAAGGCAUCAAUCCGUCUUUUGUUAGACAAAAUGAAUGAAUUUAUUUUUGUCAGCUUGUACUUUUUUUCCAAAGUCGUUAAAAAAAAAAAAACUUUUAUGCCAAGGAGGGUUAGAAAACCUUCCAAACACAUCACGACUAACACAGCCCAAAUUUGUCAAAAAAACAACAACCAUACAUUCAUUCAUUGGUAAGUCAAUUUUUGUUCAACAAUAAACAAUGACAUUUUUAACUUCAUUUAUUUUUAUUUUAAUGUUUAGCUUGCGUCUUAAAAUUAUGCAUGAGCAAAUACAGCGUCACGAUGUUUAGUGUAUUUGAGUAUUAGCCACACACUAUUUUUUUUUCAUGUUAAGAGGUUCACCCAGUAUGUGGGCCAGCAGUCUUAGCAUCCACAGACACACGAGCACACACACAACCAAGUGACAGAGAGGAUAACAUCAGAUCAGCCACGAAACGGUUAAUCUAGUGCUCUGCUCAAUCGUGUGGAAGGGAAUCAUAGCACGCAGCACUAAUCCUGACUGUGUGAGGGAUAAAUAUUGACAUUGUGCUGCCUGAUUCAAUCACUCAGUGAUCAGUGUGUGGAGCCUAGCCCAUCAGGCUCACUUUGAGGUCACCGCAUAGAUGUUUCUAUGUGAAAACACGAGUAGUAAUGAGGAUGUGCUUGUUCCGCACAAAUGACUCGAAUACAACUUAUGAGCUGUAUUUUUUUUAAUUGACGUUAGGUCCAGAAAAUUUGCAUCUUAUUGUUAUUCUUGAAAUCAUCUGUGUAAUUUAAAAAAAUAAAUAAAUCUGUAUUUACCCACUUGAUUAUUAAAGGUACUAAACAGGAUUUUUAGUGAACUGAGACGGCCUCAAAAAGGUUUUUUCUUCUCUUCAAUAGUGUUCGGGUAGAAUACUCAGGCCAAACAUGCUCCUGUGCAUGUCCAUGUGCGUCCCCCCGGCAGCAGCGCUGUUUCACCGAGCUUCCUCUUAGACUCUGCUUGGAAAAAACACUUUUCUAACCCACUUAAGGCUUGCUACUAACUGUAAACAUUUCUGGUGCUGAUCUGAUGUGCCAAAUGCUCAUACAAGCUUACGCGGCAUGCACGAGUUUAACACAGGCUGCAAUUACAUUUUAGUGACAGUCGUGAGUAAGUGAAAAAGUGAUAAAAUAAUACAUAUAGUAGCGUUCACAUUUGGAAAAUACAUAGUCAAUUUUUUUUUUUCUCUCCACUGAACUGAUAUUGUUAAAGUUAGCACAUUUGGAGUAAAGUUUUAAAAUAUUUGCUUUUAAAAAAUGUGUAAUUGAUUCAAGCCAACAGACCGGAACUGGUGUUGCAUCAUUUGGAAAAAAAGAAAAAAAUCCCCAUUAAUGCUUUUCUUGGAACUAUUUGGUCUGUGUGCAAAAGUUCUACUUCGUACAAAAGAAAGUAUGAACACACAGAAUAAAUUGUCCACAAUAUUGUUGCAUAUUGGAGACAAUAAAGCUGAACCUUAAAUUUUAUUCCUACGUCAGUAGAGUAACCCGGUUGACCGCAUCAGUUCAAAGGGUUUUACUGUCAUUGUACAGGUCAUAGUGAAAUUGUUUUCUGGCAGUUCUCAGUUGUGUACAUCGUAUAAAUAGAAUUAGAUUAAAAAAAAAAAAAAAAUUUUUUCUUUAAAACAGUGAAUAGCUUUUAGUCAAUGUAUUGAUGUCCAUGAACAUUUUUGGACUCGUUUUAUCUAAAUGA